This is a messenger RNA of Cyprinodon variegatus (sheepshead minnow), 577 nucleotides long. Its product is annotated as ubiquitin-conjugating enzyme E2 Q2-like. Lineage: Eukaryota; Metazoa; Chordata; Actinopteri; Cyprinodontiformes; Cyprinodontidae. The record is from RefSeq and is a predicted model, not a curated record. The coding region runs from base 305 to 574 and encodes 89 amino acids. The transcript has 3 exons.
UAACAUCUUGGAAAAUAUUGAUAUUGUUGUUUUUAUCAACAAAUUAAUUAUUCCGAUCUGAACCACUUCUGUUUAGAUAGUGUUUUAAAUUUGGAUAAAUAUCAAAAAGCAGGACAGCAGAAUGAUCUUCCCACCAUAAUAACUGCCUCUAACCUUUCCUGUAUGUCUGAUUAUAUAAACUGGUUAUUGUCCUUUUCUUAAUAUCGUGUUCUUUUCCUGAACUCUCCAGCUGCUUCAGCAGUUGAAGCGGCUUAUUUGUGAUCUGUGUCGGCUUUACAAUCUGCCACAACAUCCUGAUGUGGAAAUGCUGGACCAGCCUCUACCCGCUUGCCCCAUCACACAAGAGCGUAAGCAUGGGCCAACAGAUGAGGUGACCUCUGAAGAGGAAGAGGAGGAGGAAAUGGGAGAGGACAUAGAUCUGGACCAAGACCAGGACCUCUAUGACAUGAAAGAAGAGGAGCCCCCAGAGGGAAAGAAAUCUGAAGAUGAUGGAAUAGAAAAAGAAAAUCUUGCCAUCUUGGAGAAAAUACGUAAAAACCAGAGACAAGAUCACUUGAAUGUGAGUCCCUCUUAGGCA